CCUGAUCGGCACCAGAUGGUGUUAACCCACGGUGUGGCAUCAGCAGUCUGGAGUGAGCAUGUCUGUGGGUGUCAUGCUUCCCCAGACGCCACAAGAAGGUCAAGAGGGACUGUAAUUGACAAGAACUUGAAGGUCUCUACGGUGGAACAAUGUGAGUGGCAGGUGCAGCGAAGGGAAAGCUGGUGGGGAGGUUGGCUUCAGCAAAGCUUCCAGGCCGUCAAAGACAAGUCAUCGGAGGCCUUAGAGUUUAUAAAGCGAGACUUGACGGAGUUCUCCACAGUGGUACAGCAUGACACAGCCUGUUCAAUUGUGGCAACAGCAACUGCUGUCAAAAAUAAGCUAGCUGUUGAAGGCUCAUCAGAGACCACAGAAAAGGUGAAGAAGAGUCUUUCUAGUUUCUUAGGAGUCAUAACAGACACACUUGCUCCACCUCCUGAUAAAACCAUUGACUGCGAUGUUAUCACAUUGGUGGCAACGCCAGCAGGAACAACAGAAGUGUACGACAGCUCAAAGGCACGUCUCUACAGUCUCCAGGCUGAUCCCGCCACAUAUUGCAAUGAGCCUGACGGGCCCCCAGAGCAAUUUGACAACUGGAUAUCCAACUUCAGUAUGGAGGAUAAGAAAGGAGAGAUCUCGGAGCUGUUGGUCAGCAGUCCUUCAAUACGAGCACUCUACACAAAAAUGGUUCCAGCAGCGGUCGCCCAUUCGGAGUUCUGGCAGAGGUAUUUCUACAAGGUUUUCCAGCUGGACCAGGAGGAGGCACGGCGGGUGGCUCUUAAGCAGAGGGCCGAACAGACUUCCCACACAGAGACACUUGGAUGGGAGGAAGAAGAGGAAGACGACUUUCUUGGAACCACAUCCACGUCCCAGCUCAACUUCAAGCCCCCUUUUGACAUAAGCUCAACACAGCCACUUGGACCAUCAACAACCCUUGCAGCAACCACGCAGCUGACUAUUACCAGCCUGUCUCCAAGUGAAGAACGUGACGCCACCCUUUCAGUAAGCAGCGACAGCAUCAGUCUACCAACGCAGCUGGAGGUGCAGCUGGACCCCCUUGUAACGGAGUUGGGAAAGAAGUUGAAAAUGGUCACUGUGGACGAUGCUGUAGACGAGACGCAAACAUCUCAGAAGCCUGAGCAGACUUGUGACUCGGUUCCUGAAACACAAAUGGAAACUGGAACCCAGCCAAAGGUCACUGUGGAUAAAGUGACAGCACGGACCCCAAAAGUAGAGGGUCCUAAGGAAGAUGGACCACAAGACCUGAGAGUGUUUGAGUUGAACUCUGACAGCGGCAAGUCUACGCCUUCCAACAAUGGCAAGAAAGGUUCAAGUACCGAUGUGAGUGAGGACUGGGAGAAAGACUUUGAUCUCGACAUGACAGAAGAAGAAGUUCAAAUGGCACUCUCGAAAAUUGAAGCCUCGGGAGAGUUGGAAGAAGACUGGGAGAACUGGGAAUGAGAUUUUGCAGCACCAACCAUGUCACUCCCAUCAAAGCUUGUUCUUAUCAGAUGAACUAUGUGUUAAAUCUUUGUCCACACUGUCACUUUGUCAUAAUUGUCAGUCAGACUGGAUUUAGGUAGGCCUCUAAUUCAGACAACGUGAUGUAACAAAGGCGCAUCUUCGAAUUUCUUCAGAAUGCAGAGAAAAUGACACCUGUAAUAGAUGGGAAUUGUAUUUAACAUGUCUUGUCACCGCAGGUGAGGAACUCCUCACUUCUUUUCUAUGUACCGUAGUUCAACGUACCGUAUGUCUUUGCUGGCUUGGCUGCAGGCUAAAAAUAGCAAAAGUGCUGCUUGUCACCAUUGUUAGAGAAAAUACUACAAGUUAUUUUUGAUUAAUAUUAUUAAAGAGCGAUUAAAUGAGCCUACCUAUGCCCACCUUUAUUUCUGUUAUUUUUUAUGCAAUUGCAGUGCCUUUAAAAGUACGGUAUUCACCCUGCAGCGUUUACCCAUUUUGUUACAUUACAGUCUCUAAUUUAUAAGUUUGUGUGUAUGCAUAGUAUAGUGUAGUAUAUACAGUUGUAUAAAAAGUUUGCUCACUCCAAUUUACAUUAUUUUCCUUUAUAAAUGCUUGAGUGGAUCUGCAAUUUAAUUUUUAUAUUUUAAUAAAAAUGAGUUAAAUUUCAGAAGUGAAACCAAGUUUAUCGGGUUAAUGGAAAGUGCAAUAUCCAUCAAAAGCAAAUUAUACAGGUGCAAAAAUUUAGGCAUCUGAACAGAAAAAAAAAAAGAAUAUUCAGUAGAUCUUUUGCCAAAAUAACAGUUUCUAGAUAUUUCUUGUGACUUCCAAUUAGUUCCUGGAUUUUGUAUUUUGGACCAUUCCUUCCUGCAAAACUUCUGCAUUUCAGUUAAAUUUGAUGAUUUCCCAGCAAGGACAGCCCAUUCCAGAUAAUCCAACACAUUUUCAACAAUAAUUUGCUGUAUCAGUCAUUUAAAUGAUCCCCAAUUUACCCAUUAUUUGCGCCUGACUUGUUUGUAGAGUUUCUUGGUCUUCAUGGCUGUGGUUAGAUUGUGGUGCCUUUUGCACAUGGUGGUGUGGCAACUGGGGUUUAUCAGAAAAGUUGUGUGUGUAUAUACAGUACUGAAAGAUGAUUUAACAUCUAAUUAUGUAGUAAUAUGUUACAUCAUGCUGAAUUACAGAAGAGGUGAAUACA
Molecule: messenger RNA, 2650 nt
Organism: Corythoichthys intestinalis (scribbled pipefish)
Lineage: Eukaryota; Metazoa; Chordata; Actinopteri; Syngnathiformes; Syngnathidae
Gene: bsdc1
Product: BSD domain containing 1
Exons: 12
Coding region: 16-1458 (480 amino acids)
Cellular component (GO): cytoplasm
Source: RefSeq, a predicted model, not a curated record